CCCCGGAAACGUUUCUUUCCUACGUAGCCGCUCCUGCCGCUGUGGUCGCUGGAGCUUUGCCUCUCUAGGCCGGCAGCGCCUCUCCUCCAUGGUCCUGUCUGUCUGCGCUGUUUUGGGAGCCCGCCGGUGAGGCCGGGCCACGCUCAGACACUUCGAUCGUCGAGUCUGUCACUGGGCAUGGCGGGUCAGUUCCGCAGCUACGUGUGGGACCCGCUGCUGAUCCUGUCGCAGAUCGUCCUCAUGCAGACCGUGUAUUACGGCUCGCUGGGCCUGUGGCUGGCGCUGGUGGACGGGCUAGUGCGAAGCAGCCCCUCGCUGGACCAGAUGUUCGACGCCGAGAUCCUGGGCUUUUCCACCCCUCCAGGCCGGCUCUCCAUGAUGUCCUUCAUCCUCAACGCCCUCACCUGUGCCCUGGGCUUGCUGUACUUCAUCCGGCGAGGAAAGCAGUGUCUGGAUUUCACUGUCACUGUCCAUUUCUUUCACCUCCUGGGCUGCUGGUUCUACAGCUCCCGUUUCCCCUCGGCGCUGACCUGGUGGCUGGUCCAAGCCGUGUGCAUUGCACUCAUGGCUGUCAUCGGGGAGUACCUGUGCAUGCGGACGGAGCUCAAGGAGAUACCCCUCAACUCAGCCCCUAAAUCCAAUGUCUAGAAUCAGGCCCUUUGGACAUCCUGCUGACACUUGGGCCCCUUAACACCUUGGGCUGCUCAGACCCUCCAGAUGAGGUCCAGCCCAUAUCUGAGAGGAACCCUGGAAAUGUGAAGUCUCUGUUGGUGUGGGAGAGAUAGUGAGGGCCUGUCAAAGAAGGCAGGUAGCAGUCAGCAUGACAGCUGCAAGAAUGGCCUCUGUCUGCUGAAGCCUUGGUAUCUGAGAGGUCAGGAAGGGGACCUCUUUGAGGGUAAUAACAGAAUUGGAACCAUGCCACUCUUGAGCCACAAUACUUGUCACCAGCCUGUUGUUUUAAGAGAGAAAAAAAAUCAAGGAUCUCUGAUUGGAGCAAACCACUUCUUUAGUCAUCUGUCUUACCUCCCGGGGACAGCUAUUACCUUUGCAGUGUUGCCAAAUCACAGCAGUUCUGUUGGAGAAACGCUCGGUUUCUGGAUCCAGAGCCACAGAAAGAAAUGUAGGUGUGAAGUAUUAGGCCGCUGUCAGGGAGAGGCUGGCAGAUGGAGGCAUCAAGCACAAGGAAAAUGCACAACCUGUGCCCUGUUAUACGCACAUUCGUGUGCACCCAAGAACCUAUGACUUUCUUCCAGUUCCUUCUACCAGGUCCCCAUCCUGCUGCCAGCUCUCAACAUAGCAGGCCAUAGGACCCAGAGAAGAAUCCCAGCGUUGCUCAAAGUCUAACCAUCGUAAAGACACUGUCUGUCUUCUAGGAAUGACCAGGCACCCAGCUCCCACUGGACUCGUUCUUUUUCCUGCCUUAUUUAGAAUUCUUUGGCGGGAAGGGUAUGAUGGGUUCCCAGAGACAAGAAGCCCAACCUUCUGGCCUGGGCUGUGCUGAUAGUGCUGAGGGAGAUAGGAAUUUGCUGCUAAGAUUUUUCUUUGGGGUGGAGUUUCCUCUGUGAGGGGUUUGCAGCUGUCUUUCCUGUGUAUACAAAUACAGUAUUUUCCAUGGU
This is a messenger RNA of Symphalangus syndactylus (siamang), 1616 nucleotides long. It is a transcript of the gene SYS1, whose product is annotated as SYS1 golgi trafficking protein. Lineage: Eukaryota; Metazoa; Chordata; Mammalia; Primates; Hylobatidae. Gene Ontology annotation, cellular component: trans-Golgi network; Golgi membrane. The record is from RefSeq and is a predicted model, not a curated record. Gene Ontology annotation, biological process: Golgi to plasma membrane protein transport; Golgi to endosome transport; protein localization to Golgi apparatus.